Diorhabda carinulata is the source of this 879-nucleotide messenger RNA. RefSeq lists its product as uncharacterized. Gene Ontology annotation, cellular component: mitochondrion. Gene Ontology annotation, biological process: piRNA processing. The record is from RefSeq and is a predicted model, not a curated record. Gene Ontology annotation, molecular function: RNA endonuclease activity producing 5'-phosphomonoesters, hydrolytic mechanism. Bases 153 to 827 code for a protein of 224 amino acids. The transcript has 2 exons. NCBI's taxonomy places the organism in Eukaryota, Metazoa, Arthropoda, Insecta, Coleoptera, Chrysomelidae.
GUCAAAUCUGAAACUAAAAAUAUUUUUUUAACUGUUAUUUUUGUAAGGAUAUUCAAACAAUAUUUUAGGUGUUUUAAUAUUGGCGUAAAACAAAGUUUAUUUUCCAUUUUAAUUCAUAAUUUUGUUAUACUUUGAUUCUCGAAUGUAAAAAAAUGUUAGAAAAUACAAAAUUGUUCGGUUUGACAAUUUUAGCUUUAAUACCUUGGAAAAUUUUAUAUAAUAAGUACAAAACGAAUCAAUUGAAGUAUGAAAAGCAAUUACUUUUUCACGAAAGACAUAAUUGCGUAGUGAUGUACACUAAUAUUAAAGGUAUGAGUGGUUGGCCUCCUUAUAAAGAUCAAAUAGUUGCAAACAUUAAAGAGAAAAAUUGUUUAGAUCCUUUAUAUGAACCAAUAAUUUAUUUCAUAAAUACAGCGGAUAAAAGUUUAGAUAUAUCAUAUAUGAUUAUUGCAAUUCAAAAAGUUUACAAUACUAUUAUUGAAGCCUGCAAAAGGGGUGUCAAAAUAAGGUUACUAAUGAAUUUUGAGGAAUCCAAAAAUAAUUUAAUCCCAGUGCAAGACUGUAUAAAGGAAGGGGUUUCAGUACAGUUAUAUCAUAAUAGAAAUCAGAAUUGUGUGAGUAUAAUGCAUUAUAAAUAUAUGGUGAAAGAUUAUGAGGAAGGUAAAAGUGGAUAUAUAGUAAAUGGUUCUAUGAAUUUAACAAGUAACGCUUUUCUGGAAAAUUAUGAAAAUCUGAUGUUUAGUACAGAUUCAUAUCUUGUGAAAUCAUUACAUGACAAUUUCGAAGAUUGUUGGAAAUAUAUUCAAACAGAAAACAAAAAUUUUUAACUGAACUCACUACAGUGGAUUACAAUUUAUUAUGAGUUUAUUGUAAUUUAAA